GUUUUCGCGUGACCACGCCUUCAGUGCGUGACAGAGAAAUUUAAAUCCUGCGUGUAGUUUCUGCUCUAAACAGCUCAAAACACGAGAAAUGGACUUCAAAGAACAGGUUGAACACCUUAUACCCAACGCGCAGUUCGGAGAUUUAAUCGAGUUCUCGUAUCCUAUUGGCUACGCACACUGGGGCGUGUACGACGGAGAUGGAUAUGUCGUGCACUUUGCUGUUGCAGAUGAAAAUAAAGUGAUGAAUACAUUUCGGGGAUUUCUGCAGACUGUCUUCCCCGUUUGUGGUGAUCUUCUGCUUGGAGAAACUAAGAUACGGCGUCAGCUCCUGGCAGAAGUGAACGUACCAAAAGGAGCGCGUGUUUCAGUGAGCAAUAGCCAGCAUGAUAUUCAGCCUUCACCUCCAGAUGAAAUCAGAAGAAGGCUAAAUGGCUUAGUGGACAGGGAGUUCACUUACAAACUCCUCACAUUUAAUUGUGAACACUUUGCCACGUUUGUUCGCUCUGGAAAAGCUGUGUGCAAUCAGAUUCCAGGAAAACCAAAAAACAAGGAAUGUGUGGAUGCUACAGAACUAUUCAGCGCCUUUGUGCCAGCAUAUUGACCUGCUGAAUGCCAAAGUAGAGAUUGCUACAAAAAUUAUUUAUUGUGUUUCACUAUGGAUAUUUUACAACACCACACGACUGCUUCUAGAAUCCAGUUUUUUAUGACAUAAGAAAUGUUUCUCACUUCCUUCAGAAUCUCUGCUUUUUUUGGUCUCCCAGGCUGGCCAGGUGGAUCUUUUAAAAUGCUCUUAGGCACUUUGGAUUGGAGAUAUCAGCUUAUUCCAGCUAAGGAGUGUUUUUUUCCAGUAAGAAUGUAAUCAAAUUGUAUGAAAAAUGUUCUGACUGCCAACCUGAUUUCACCAAGUAGGACAUGUUCCUGGAUUAACAUCCAUGUUGAUCCUGGAACAACAUUUCAAUCAGCCAAUCACAAUUAAGGAAUACGAUUACAGUUUAUGUUAAGUUUAGGUUUAUGCACUUCUACAUGAUUGUUAUUCAACUAUUAUUCCCCUCUGAUUUUGGGAAUAAUUUACAGUUAUGAUUGGGUAUUUAUUAGGGGUAGGGAAUAGGUAUGGAUUACAUUUUCCAACAAAAAUUACGUUCCAGGAUCAACAUCUGUUAAUCCAGGAUCGCAGCAUGGCAAAAUCAUGACGUUCGUUUCUGACUGCUUUUGUUUACUUUUUAACUAAUAUGGCGCAUAUCUUCACUAAUAUUUACCAUAGUUUAUGCUACAGUUAGUCAUUUUGUUUGUGUAAAUGUGUGUUUGGUUGCAGGGAAGUUUUCUAUUGAAACCCUUAGAUUGUCUAAUGUCAAUUCUUUGUUUUUCUAUUAAUAACCAUAAACUGAUCUUCUCAGAACAUUCUAUGAACCAAACAUUCAUAAAUGUAAAUGCACUGUAAAAAUCCAGGGUUCCACCCAAUUCAUUCAUGUUGUCCCAACACAAAUCGAUUUAGUUAACACUUUUAACAAAUUUAUGUGGAUUACACAUAAAAAAAAAAUGUUGUCCCAAUGAAAUCUCAAGAA
Danio aesculapii is the source of this 1562-nucleotide messenger RNA. RefSeq names its product phospholipase A and acyltransferase 2-like. NCBI's taxonomy places the organism in Eukaryota, Metazoa, Chordata, Actinopteri, Cypriniformes, Danionidae. Gene Ontology annotation, molecular function: A2-type glycerophospholipase activity; glycerophospholipid phospholipase A1 activity. Gene Ontology annotation, biological process: N-acylphosphatidylethanolamine metabolic process. The record is from RefSeq and is a predicted model, not a curated record. Bases 89 to 601 code for a protein of 170 amino acids. Gene Ontology annotation, cellular component: cytoplasm. The transcript is spliced from 4 exons.